ACUUGGCGAGACGCAACAGAAACACUUAAAGCGGCUUUUACUCGUACUCAAUGUAACCAGGCCCUCAAUUCCAGUUCGGAGGCUGCGCCAAUCGUGAGUAUGAAAACACCAUACAUGUAAGACUUUGUUGUCGACAGGAAAUGUGACGGAGACGAAACAAUUGUUAUAGAGUACAGCGAGUAUGGGGCGAACGAUCGACCAGGAUGUACACGCCGCAUUUGUCGAGUUCAAGGCCAAAGAAGACGACAAAUGCAUGUCCGUUCAAUGCAUCUACUGCCAACAGAUUCGAGCAAAGAACACCUCGCGACAAAAGGAGCAUCUGCUGGUCUGCCCUGGCCUAGCAAACCAUCCUAAUGCCCCUCGACCUCAAUCCUCUGCCGGCGAUGGCAUCGGCGGCGCUCCCAAUGGAUUCGGCACCCCUACCAGUCUUCAUCAGACCAGUAGUUCCAUGAGCAAUGGCAUGCCAACCCAUACCACUCCGAUGCAAGGAAUGAACACCACGCAAACUCCUCAGGGCGUCUCCACCACUCCCCAACGGCAGACUCCAAAACCAGCCAAAAGGCUGCCCCAGACCACGCCUGUUUCGAAUCUUCCUGCGCCACCCCUCGACGAUGUCCAUGCCGCAUUUGUGGAGUUCAGAGCCAAAGAGGAGGAUAAGUGCCUCUCGGUACAAUGCAUCUAUUGCAACCAGAUCCGGGCAAAGAAUACCUCAAGGCAACGCCAGCAUCUGCUAGAGUGCGCGACAUACCUGAAUGUGAUGAAAGAGUCGAUACCAGCGAACAACCUCCUCCACCGUUUCGAUGAAGGCGAUAUCGCUCGAUCAUUGCAGCUACCCACGCCUUCACUUGAGCUCGACUUCCGCAUGAGUAUCAAGGUCAACCCCGGGAUCUCAGUGGGAACAGGACUCUUCGGUCAUCGUGACUGGGUCGGCAUUGUUGGUGGGCAAUGGGCAGGACGAUGGGGCAAGGGUAUUAUCAUUCCUGGAGGGCAAGACAAUCAACUGGUCGUCAAAGACCUCGCGACCCGUAUUGAUGCCACUUACCUCCUGCAGACCAACGACGAGCCACCAGCCUACAUCACCGCAAAAUCCAAGGGUUGGCGCACUGGUCCCAAAGAUGUGCUGGACUCUUUGAACGACCCACAAAUCGCAGACACCAUCGCCGCGAGUCAGUACAAAUUCCGCAUCUCCGUCGAGCUCGAGACUGGCGAUGAGAGGUACGCCUUUCUGAAUACUUGUCUGUGGAUGGGAAGUGGUUGUCGGAGGUCUUCCGAGAUCAUCUUUGAUGCAUACCGAGUCGGCUAGUCCAUCAUCGGUUGAUCGUUCUCAUCUUCCGUGUACCGAACUUGUUGUCUACCUGAUGGACAUGGACAUACGUGAUUCUUUGUUGAUUUUUACGAGCUGUUUGUCACUUUUAGCGCUGUCGGAAUUGCACCUCCUGUUUGUUCGAGGCACUGCACGAGUUCUUCACCCAAGUAUGGCGUUGGCAUGGAAAGGGACAUAUGAUAUGUGACGACUAAGCAGUGACACGACACGCUGUCAGAUAUCCAAGAUAUGGAAGUAUGUUCUCCUACAGAUUUGUAGAGGUAGGACGCACUGGGACG
Exophiala viscosa is the source of this 1602-nucleotide messenger RNA. RefSeq lists its product as uncharacterized. NCBI's taxonomy places the organism in Eukaryota, Fungi, Ascomycota, Eurotiomycetes, Chaetothyriales, Herpotrichiellaceae. The coding region runs from base 182 to 1303 and encodes 373 amino acids. The transcript has 4 exons. The record is from RefSeq and is a predicted model, not a curated record.